GUGGAAGGAUCGGAGCGAGAUGUGUUCGCCGUGGGUUCUGCUGGGGCUGGUGAUGGCAGCCGUGUCGGGGGCGCGUGGCACUGCCGAGGUGAUGAGCCACGUCACGGCACACUUCGGGAAGGCUUUGGAGGAGUGCAGGACCGAAUCGGGCCUGUCCCCCGAGAUCCUGGAGGAGUUCCAGCACUUCUGGAGCGAGGACUUCGAGGUGGUGCACCGCGAGCUGGGCUGCGCGCUCAUCUGCAUGAGCAACAAGUUCUCGCUUCUGCAGGACGACACGCGCAUCCACCACGUCAACAUGCACGACUACGUCAAAGGCUUCCCGAACGGCGAGGUUCUCUCCGAGAAGAUGGUGAAACUGAUCCACAACUGCGAGAAGCAGUUCGAUGACAUCACGGACGACUGCCAGCGGACCGUGAAGGUGGCAGCCUGCUUCAAGGUCGACGCGAAGAAGGAGGGCAUCGCGCCGGAGGUCGCCAUGAUCGAGGCCGUCAUGGAGAGAUAUUACUGCCCUUUAGGGCUGCUAAUUGUGGCUCCUGACAGGCGUCGCUACGCAAACUACAGCGUGCUCUCUAUGAUCGACUCAGGUGCUUGCAACUAUGCUGAGCAAACGACGAAGGCUGAACAAACACGUAUGUGGCUGUCGAAGACGCUAGUGGUGACUGCAGUGAUGUGCUCGAUGAGCGUUGUGGUACAUUCAUCACAAGCAGUGAUGAAAGACAUGACGAAGAACUUCAUAAAAGCCUAUGAAGUGUGUGCAAAGGAGUACAAUCUGCCUGAGGCCGCAGGAGCAGAGCUGAUGAACUUUUGGAAGGAAGGCUACGUGGUGACGAGUCGUGAGGCAGGGUGCGCCAUCCUCUGCCUGUCAUCCAAGCUAAACCUGCUGGAUCCUGAGGGAACUCUGCACCGUGGAAACACUGUUGAAUUCGCCAAGCAGCAUGGCUCUGACGACGCUAUGGCUCACCAACUGGUCGACAUUGUCCAUGCUUGCGAGAAGUCCGUCCCGCCCAAUGAAGAUAACUGCCUGAUGGCGUUGGGCAUCUCCAUGUGCUUCAAGACCGAGAUCCACAAACUGAACUGGGCGCCCAACCACGAGCUGAUGCUAGAGGAGAUGAUGGCCGAAAUGAAGCAAUGAUUUAUUUAGACGAUGACAUUUUUAGAUGAAAAUUAAACUGAACAUUUACGUUAUAUCGCUAUGGACUUAGGACUGAGAAUUUUGUAACUCUUUUUAGUUUGGGUUAGCUUUUUCCUUUUGACAUUACUACAUUGUUUUAAAUUGACUAAGUAGUUAGCUUCCAAAAAUAUUUUUCCUG
Messenger RNA from Ostrinia nubilalis (European corn borer), 1310 nucleotides. RefSeq lists its product as uncharacterized. The record is from RefSeq and is a predicted model, not a curated record. The coding region runs from base 20 to 1132 and encodes 370 amino acids. The transcript is spliced from 7 exons. Gene Ontology annotation, biological process: sensory perception of smell. Gene Ontology annotation, molecular function: odorant binding. NCBI's taxonomy places the organism in Eukaryota, Metazoa, Arthropoda, Insecta, Lepidoptera, Crambidae.